AUCUGGUCACUCUGUGUCAGCCGGCUGCUGCUGGUGGAUUGGACAUGAUUACGAAAUGUUGUUUACAUCUUGCAUUCGUGUCUGCCGCCAGUGUUUAUCAUCCUAAUCGCAUCCACAAUGAAUAGAAUAAAGUCAUUUUUACCGCAUUUAGCUUCCGUGCGCAAACUGCAUGCGACCAACAAAUCAUUCCUGAACCUGGUCCCGAUCGUGGUGGAGCAAACGGGUCGGGGAGAGCGGGCGUACGACAUAUUUUCCCGGUUGCUGAAGGAACGAAUCAUCUGCCUGAUGGGCCCAAUCCAUGACGACCUGAGCUCGCUGAUCGUGGCCCAGCUGCUGUUCCUACAGUCGGAAAAUGGCACGAAACCGAUCCACAUGUACAUCAACUCACCGGGCGGAAGUGUCACGGCCGGGCUGGCCAUCUACGAUACGAUGCAGUACGUGAAGCCCCCGGUUGCUACGUGGUGCGUGGGGCAGGCGUGCUCGAUGGGCUCGCUGCUGCUUGCGGCGGGUGCGCCGGGAAUGCGCCACUCGCUGCCGAACGCACGCAUCAUGAUCCACCAGCCGUCCGGCGGUGCCCAGGGACAGGCGACCGACAUUCAGAUACAGGCGGAAGAGAUACUGAAGCUGAAGAAGCAGCUAACGGAGAUUUAUGGCAAGCACACGAAGACGUCGCUGGACGUGCUGUACUCGAAGAUGGAGCGCGAUACGUUCUUGAGCCCCGAGGAGGCCCAAACGCUGGGCAUUAUAGACACGGUACUGGAGCAUCCUCCCUCGUCGACGGAAGCCGCGUCGUAAAAAUGGUGGGGCGGUACGUGGCGCAACAUUUCGUUUGGUGUUACUGAACUGGGAAGGAAAUAAAAAAGGGAUGAUAUAUAGCAAA
Anopheles gambiae (African malaria mosquito) is the source of this 880-nucleotide messenger RNA. RefSeq names its product ATP-dependent Clp protease proteolytic subunit, mitochondrial (gene ClpP). Bases 118 to 795 code for a protein of 225 amino acids. Gene Ontology annotation, molecular function: serine-type endopeptidase activity; ATP-dependent peptidase activity; ATPase binding. The record is from RefSeq and is a predicted model, not a curated record. Gene Ontology annotation, biological process: protein quality control for misfolded or incompletely synthesized proteins. Gene Ontology annotation, cellular component: endopeptidase Clp complex. The transcript is spliced from 2 exons. Lineage: Eukaryota; Metazoa; Arthropoda; Insecta; Diptera; Culicidae.